AGCCUGCACGAGAGAGAAAGAGAAAGAGACAGAGAAAGAGAGGAUAGGCGGAUGAGCAUGUGCACAAGCGAGAGGAAUAGAGCUAUAGCGAAGUAAAGAGAGAGCAGCGCCAACCAGCCAACCAUCUACAGAGAGGAACGAACUGAAGAGGCUGAGUUGCUCGGCUCGGAUCUGAAUCCGAUCGCGAGCCGUGCAGUGCCGUGACUCCGCUCUUUCUCGUUGUGUUACAGCUGUAUGCAGUGCAACGUCCAAGUGCGCGUUUCCAUCUCACUUGCUCCGGAUUGACUCGCGAGCGAAUCGCAUCAGCAAAAGCAGCUCUUGCUUGCUUAUAUUGUCGAGGCGCUGCGAGUCGUGUUGCUCUCCUCUCUGCUGCUGUGUGUUACUGCUUCUCAACGGCUUGCCUAUCUCUUCAGUUCCGCGAAUGCUGACAGCUUUGUCAGCGAGAACUCGAAUCAACGACACAGUCAGUCCGCUACCGACAUAUCGUCAUCGACUUUUUCGGGGUGCGGAUUCCGUGCAAGAGUAAGCGAGAGCUACUUGCGUGCGCCCAUCGCACAUCAACGGAGAAAGAGAGAGAGAGAGCGAGAGAGAGAGAGAGAGAACGAUAAAUUGAACGAGAAAAAGAUAGAGCGCGAGGAGGAGAGGGAGAGAGUCAAAGUCCGAGUGGCUGCUGUCCUGACGACGAUGCGCCGGCCUAGCCAGCUGACCAUCUAUUGCCAACUGGAGCUGCAGCCUUGAGCGAGAGAUGGCAACGAAGCGGAUGAUCAGCGGGCUAGCAACUCCGCAGCCGGCAGUCUACUAGCUCCAUUACCAAAAAAGAGUUCAUUCACCUCCACCAGCAACAGUUCGAUCUCGGAAAACCAAACGGUCAGCAAUUUUUCGUGGCGCCGCCGACCUCGUAUCCGCGAGUCAUCGCCGUCUCGAUCCAUGGAGCCUAACCGCCCGCCCAUCAUGGAGUCCAACGUGACCCCUGCACCCAAAACCUCCGCCCAGGUGCUUUUGAGCAAGGGCAAACGCAUCGCCGCCAACCACAUCUACCAGGAGUUUAGCAAUUCUGGACGUUCUGCCGGCGAACCCAGCAAUCUUACUCAGAUACUGGACAUCCUGCUCAGUCCAACUAAGCCCAUCGAUGACUGGGAGACCAUCGACUGGAUGAAGUGGCUUAUGGCUGGUGGCCGCACCCCUGAUGAAUUUGCUAGUACAGUAAGGACAUUUGACAACGCGACAACUUGUGGAUUAGUUUGGACACCAAAUUUUGUGGCCUACCGCUGUCGUACAUGUGGCAUUUCUCCUUGCAUGUCUCUGUGUACUGAUUGCUUCAAAAAAGGCAAUCAUCACAAGCAUGAUUUCAAUAUGUUUCUUAGCCAAGCAGGUGGAGCCUGUGACUGUGGCGAUACUUCUGUCAUGAAGGAGACAGGAUUUUGUGACAGACAUGGGCCAAAAGCAACUGGAAAUUGCCAUAAUUUGGAAGCACCAGCCAAUCUGAUGUCAGUUGCUGUAGCUAUGAUGCCAAGAAUAAUAUUGAGACUCAUCCAACAUUUAAGAGAAAAUUGCAAAAUCAAUCAAACUGAAUAUAUGAGUGCAAUUCAAGAAGCUGAUGCAUACUUGCAAAUGCUGCUUGAGCUUAAUAAUAUGGGCGCUUUAAUGAGACAUGUAAUGACAACUGCUCUAACAAAUCCUCAAAAAUAUCGCGGUCUAAUGGAUCCUUCAACUUAUUCUGGUCAGUCAGAGUAUGAUAGUUAUCUUCAAGAUAGCAACAAAAUUUAUCAAGAUGCAAUUAAAGGUUUGCCUAAUCCAGAACCUCCAGAUGAGUACAAAGAAUGUGCAUCAUUGCAAGAACAUCUGGAGCAUACGACAUUUUUGGAAGAAUUGGUGUUUUGGACAGUGGCUUAUGAAUUUCCACAAAAACUCGUCUGCUUUUUAUUAAAUAUGCUGCCUGAUCCAGAUUAUAAGGAAGCAUUGACACGAGCUUUUGUUUUACACUAUAGUCGAAUUUCUAUGAUGUUAGAACGUUCAGCAGAACCCGAACAUCUUAGCAACAGAGUUGUUCAUGUUAGUGUACAACUAUUUAGUAAUGAAAGUUUAGCACUAAGAAUGGUCGAUCAGUUGAAAUUGCUUCACGUCAUGGUGAUCAGUUUAAAAUACAUGAUGAGCAAAAUUUUAAUUCAAAACAAUCUCCAUGACCCAGAUAAAAAUUUUCACUAUGUCGUCGAUUGUGGCCGUCAAGUUAUGAAGGAACAUUGUUACUGGCCUCUGGUUUCAGAUUUAAAUAACGUUCUGUCUCACAAGCCUGUCGCUCAAAGAUUUAUGAGCGACGAUACAUUAUUGGAAAUGUGGUUCGAUUUUCUAUCUAUGUUUCAAGGAAUGAACGUUAAUCAAAGGGAACUCAAUCAGCAUGUUGAGUUUGAACCUCAAUCUUAUUAUGCAGCAUUCAGUGCAGAAUUAGAAGCUAGUGCUUAUCCUAUGUGGGCUCUUGUUUCUCAUCUUUGCGGACCAGAAAGUACUGCAUUAAGUCAACGCGUCAUUACUUUCUGCGUCAAUGCCUUGCAGGACUGGUUGGAUGCUGUCAAUUUUACAAAUCCAAAAAUUAGUGACACGUUUCAGGUGUCUUUUCACCUGCCACUACAUCGAUAUUUUGCUGUAUUUCUAUGCCAAACAGUGAGGCAACAAGGUGCGAAACUGAACGAGUUGCUGCCUGGUACUGAUAUGCUCCAUUUGCUGAUGAUGCAUCCUCUACGCAUUCAGGUGGCUUUCUAUGAGAUUGUCAAUAAUUUAUGGGUUCGCAAUGGACUGCAAAUCAAAGGCCAAGCUAUGACAUAUAUUCAGUGUAACUUUUGUAAUUCGAUGGUCGACGCGGAUCUUUAUCUACUUCAAAUUUGUGCAACCAAAUUACAACCGGAUGUCUUCUUAUCGACCGUGAUAGAAAAGUUCCAUGUUAAAGAAUGGAUGAGCUUGAGUCGUUAUCACGCGCCACAAAAUGAGUAUCUAGAAGGAGAGCACGACAUCGCAAUGUUGGAAAGUUGCUUGACUUUCUUGACAACUCUCGUCGAUGUUCGGACCAACUUAGGUCUCUCAGAUCCGGAAAUGUCGUGCUUGGAAAUGGUGACUCUGCUGUGUAUGGGUGAUAAGACUCAUAGUCAACUGAUGGAGUUGAUGCCAGAACGCUGUGGUACCACGCAAAAUCGAGAUUUCGAGUCGGUGCUCGCCGAGGUCGCUCAAUACAAAGCACCGAACCUCGAAGCCAGUGGACAAAUGAACCAAGGAAUGUACAUCCCAAAAGCGCAUGUUUGGGAAGAAUUAUUUGAUCCACUUCACGUUUUACUUAGAGCUGUGCACAGAAAAGAUUUUCAAGUGUCGAUGGAUCGAUACGUCAAACACUUAAGACAAACCGGCAAGCUCGCAGCUAGCGUUACUCCAUGGCCACCGUAUCGGCAUCCAGCACCAGUCUCGGCCCAGUACGACGAUCCACGUUACGUGCUGCGAUCCAAAGUUUUUCAUGCGAUGAUCUUCGUAGUUCUUUACAAAGCAGUUAAUACUCAGGACAUAACAGAACACGUAAUGGCCUUGGCUAUACAUCUACUGGAGAUGGCGGUUGUUACCGCUGAAGUUCCAGACAAAUCCACUCACCUAAUUUGUCAGUACAACAGUGGUGCAACUCCUCGCAUUUUCAAAGAUAUGGAUCUGGCUGGCUGGUUUACCUCCAAUAAUCUUUCUGAAAACUUAAGGACUGUCAUACCUAGAGUCGUGCUCGUGCCAGAACCAGAGCAGAGCAGCUCUGAUAGUACUGGUGAAUUCGAAUGGGAAUUCCAACGUGAUGUAACGGAAGUUGCAGUGCUAAAUGAUAGCGCAGAUGAGAGUUCAAGUGGCAUAUUGGCUCUUCCUUUGUCGGCCGAUAAUGUAGAAAUUUCCGAUGAAACAAAUAUGAAUGCCGCUGCUCUUCCAGCUCUUCCAACGAUUAAUGUAGAUUACGAUACAAGUUUUGUACCUGAAGACGGGGUAGUUGCCAUCCCACGCAAUGAUAGUGAGGACGAAAUGUUAAUUGUCUCGAGAGCACUGCCUCCGUCUACCGAAGAUACGGGGGUCUUAGCCCUUGAAACACGAUCUACGUUAAACAAUGAAGCGAACAGACAACCUGCUCUUCCGCCAUCAGUUCCACGCCCUGCAGUCAUGGCUGGAAACGAAGUAGUUUUUCUGAAUUCCAUUGUUUCUCGACACGGUGGCUUAAGUUCUACUUCUACGGAAAUUGUUCCGUCAACAUCAUCUCACAAACAUUUUCGAAGAAGAGAUCCUCAAACGGGAACACCACAGCCUCAGAUGGUGAGAGUAGGAGAAAGCGUAAUAUCUCUUUUACUCAAACUUCAUUCCAAAUUAUCGGGAGCACCAGAUAGUUUCAACCUGGAGCAAACGACAGAAGCGGAACCCGGCAGUAGUAUGGACACAAGCGAGCAAUUUGAUUCUCGUAUUGGCGACGGUCCAUUUUUCAUAACUAAAUUGCUCAAUAAAAUAACAAACCUUGAUCUGAUGUGCAGAGAAAACAUCAUUGAAACUAAAAAUCGAUUGUGGCCUCGAGUCCAAGACAUUGAAGCUGAGCAAAGAGAAAAGGAGAAUAGCGAAAAAGCUGAAAGGCGGAAGCGAGCUAAAGAGAGGCAAGAAAAGCUAAUAGCUGAAUUCGUUAACAAGCAGAAGCAAUUUUUGGAAAAAGCUAUGGAGACAGAUGAAGCUGGCGGCUUAGGUAUGGAUUGGGAAUCCGAAGACGGACAAGCCAAAAUGCCUAGUAAAAAGGAAUAUGAUUGCGUCAUUUGCUAUCAGACUACAUCAAGUACAGAAGAUCAUCCAAUGGGUCUUGUCGUUCUGGUCCAGGCAACGAGCGUGCUAGGACAUCAACGAAGAUAUCCGGAGCGUUUAUUAUUGCCUACGUCGGAUGACGAUCCACCCAUACGUCAUCCAAGAGAUGAUACUCGUGGAGCUCAUUUCGAUUACAGAAUAGAUGAAUUAAACAGAUCGUUUGAUGGCGGGUCAACGAGCAAAACCCCGAUGUGGUUAUUGUCAUUAAAUUUAGGAUGGGAAGGUGGAAUCCACGUCCAAACUUGCGGACAUCAUCUACAUCUAGACUGUCUUAAAUCGUACUUACACUCUGUACGCGAUAUACAAAGACAGCAAAAUUUGGAUAGAGGCGAGUAUUACUGCCCCUUGUGCAGGCAGUUAGCCAAUUCUGUUCUUCCUUUAUCACCACAACUGGGCGAAUGCACCGCAGUGGUACGCUCUCGUCAUUCGUCACCUGAAACAAUACUCAUCGAUCUAAAUAACUUUUUGAAAGAAAUUCAAAGGAGUCCGGUUACAUCUAAUUUGGCUUUAGCUAUGGGAAAAGCUAUGGAAGACAUGACGAGUUCGACGUACAUGAAAUAUAAGCAAAAGAAUUGGAACCCUAGUCACCAAAGCUUAUUUCUUUUUGUUACUUCCGUUGCGCGUACUAAUUUUGAAGUUGAACUUGUACGGCGAGGAGGCUCGCUAUGCGAACCACCUUCAACAAUGGUUCCUCUAACGCCAAAGCGUGAUUGUAUGGUUGCACUAUUACACGUACUGGCUGUGCAUGCAAGAGUUUUGACGUUAUGGCCGGUUCAUCAGACUUGGGAACAGUUGACAGGUUUGCCAUUAGAUCCGGCUUCGCAUUUGGCUCUCGUUCCUCAUGAAGGAGAUGUUCCCCUUUUGUUAAGGGAUCCUACUGCACUGCUGCUCCAGUUUAUACUUUUGCUUCCACUUCACAUUGAUCAAACUUACUUCUCUGCUGUUGUCAAAGUUUUGUACAAUUUAUUAUACUAUCAAAUAAUAGUGCAAAUUAGUUGUGGUCUAACACAAGCUGAAAGAAAUGCUGUUAUUGGUCGAAGUAUGCUUGAUGAUCAAACUUUUGCACCAACUUCCGAAGCUAUUUUAAGGACUGUGAUUGUAUAUUUCCGCGAUACCGCACUCUACUGUAACGACGACAACGCAUCUUCAUCAACAAGUCACGCUAGAAUAAGAAGCCACGUUAUCGAACAACAGAUUCAGUCGCUAUGUCUGCCCUUCCUCCGAGUAGCAGCACUCCUCCGUCAUCACUUAUAUGAACAACCUAUACCUUUGAUUCGUUCUGCAGAGACAGAGUUUGUAAGGCUAGUAUAUUAUUUAGAACUAGUAACUGAGGGCAUGGACUGGAGUUGUUUCAAUGCAGCGGUAGCUUUGAAAUGGCAAAACGACGAAGUUGCAGUCUCUGUUCCUCAUACUUGGUUUGAACAAUUUGCUGUCUUUGUGACUCAGAGUGAAAUUGCUGCUAGAGGUCUAAUUGUCGACCAGCAUAUAACGUGGCAUAUGCCAAAAUUACUGGGUCUUCCAAGAGAAUACGAGAAAAUAUUUACGUAUUACCAUCAACGCCAGUGCCGACAGUGCCAUUCUGUACCCAAGGACAAAAGCGUAUGUUUAUUAUGUGGUACCAUCGUUUGUCUCAAACAAAAUUGUUGUAAACAGUCAAAUGUUUGCGAAGUCGUACAGCAUUCUAUUGACUGUGGGGGUGGAACUGGCAUAUUUUUAGAAGUGACAUCAACGUAUGUUAUUGUGAUUAGAGGAAAGAGAGCUUGCUUAUGGGGUUCUCUAUACCUUGACGAUUUUGAAGAAGAGGAUAAAGACUUGAAACGUGGAAAGCCGUUAUACUUGAGCCAGGAUAGAUACCAGUUACUAGAACAACAGUGGCUUGCUCAUAGAUUCGAUCAUACGAAAAAAACAUGGGUUCCGCAUCGCGAUGCUCUGUGACGUUCUACAAUUAUGAAAAAUUGAUCCAUCCGUUAUUCCCACAGGAAAUACCUCGCCAAAAUUUUACAGGGCUUCAAAAUUUAUAAAAUCAAUUGACUACCAAUAAGCAUAUUUAUUCACUGGCGACCGGUAAAUAAAAUAAUGAAUAUAAGUUUAAAUAUUGAAAGUAUUUGUUGUGACGGAACUUAAAGAGAACGGCACUUAAAGAGAGACGUUUUGCGAAAAACGUAGAAUUAUGAUCGUUUUCUUGAAGCUAUUUUAUUUAAGACUUCUCAGAAUCAACUUUCAACCGAAAUACGUACAUAGUGCAUAAAUUGCUUCAUUUUAAAUAAAAAUCAAAUUUAAUUAACUUUCUCAUUAGAUUGGUUUUUUUGGUUCUAUUUACACUAUGAAUUAUUUGUUGAUUUGAAGUUACUUGAUUCCUUUACAAUGAUUUCGUAAAUUAUUUUGACGUUUAGCGUAGACGGUAUAUUAAUUUGUGGAGAUAAAGCUUAAUACUGAAAAAAUAGACUGACGUCUUAAAUUUUACGUUAUGUUUUAGAAGAACAACAUUGUUGUUUAGUGUUCUUAUAACAAUCCUACAGUGAAAUACUACAUGUUGAAAAAUGAUAAGUAUUGUUUAAUAAUAUCUAACAUUUCACUCCUUUUUUGCAGAUACUAAAGACAAGUUUCUAAUAAAUUAUUUUAUUUCUUAAAAUCCAGCAAAGUUAAUUGACUAGAUAUAAAAAAUGAAAUCUAUAUUUUUAACGUUGCUUCGGUGGCUGCGUAAAUUUAUUGACGUUUGUAAAUAUAAUUUCUGAAGUGAGAAAGAGAAUGAAUGAGUGAGAGAGGUAUUGAAAAGAGACCAGCAAACGUUGAUGAAAAUGGGCUGUGUACACCCAAAUUGCGAGUGUAUUGGUAAGUGUGAAUGUUACGACAAGCUUAUAACGUUGGAGGAAAACAAUUUAUCUUGUAUACAAGUUGUUCAUUGUUUAAAUUUAAAAAUCUAGCAAAUAAAUAUAACCAUUCUUUAUUUUUGCGUAUAUACAAGUUAGUAUUCUUUAACUGAUUGUAAAUAUGUAUAGGCGUCAAAUGGUUAAUACGCAAGUACACCGCGCAAUAACAUGUUCGGUCAAUUGCGGAUUAAACAAUUUGUACAUAAAACACUUACAAAGUUAUUCCGAAAGUUUUUUAUACUUAGAAUUGUUUUUUGUCUAAGUAUAUAUUAUAUCUUAUUAUUGAGAAGUUUAUAAUAGACCUGCUCAAGACUUAUAAAUCAGUGAUUGAAUUAUACAAUGAAAUUAUGAUUGUGUUAUAAAACAAGUAAAAAUAAAAAUUUAUCUUAUGAUCAUUAAUUUUUAUUUGUAUUUUUCUAUAUUUGCAAUUUUAAGUAUAUUGAACAAUUAUAAGCACGAGAUGAUGUGAAAAAAGAAAAACAUCAUUCAGUUAAAUGAUACCUGUUUAAUUAUUCAUAUAGGUUUCUAAUCAUAUUCAAAGAUCAACAAUCAAUUAUCAACGUUUAUAUAUGUGUGCGUGCGCGUACACUUAUGACUUAUGAAUUGCUACUUUUAAAAUUCAUUCGGAAUCUAAUAAAAUAGAAAACAUAAUAAUAUAGUGAAAUUGCUAUUUGUUUUAUCUUCUUUACAUUAGAUGAGGGUGAAUAGAUUACCUACUCAAUUAUCAACGCUCAUUAGAAAAGUUUAUGAAUUUUAGAUC
Molecule: messenger RNA, 8475 nt
Organism: Phymastichus coffea
Lineage: Eukaryota; Metazoa; Arthropoda; Insecta; Hymenoptera; Eulophidae
Gene: Ubr3
Product: E3 ubiquitin-protein ligase Ubr3
Exons: 28
Coding region: 928-6780 (1950 amino acids)
Biological process (GO): ubiquitin-dependent protein catabolic process via the N-end rule pathway; protein ubiquitination
Cellular component (GO): cytoplasm; ubiquitin ligase complex
Molecular function (GO): ubiquitin protein ligase activity; zinc ion binding
Source: RefSeq, a predicted model, not a curated record